This is a messenger RNA of Chilo suppressalis (striped riceborer), 2955 nucleotides long. Lineage: Eukaryota; Metazoa; Arthropoda; Insecta; Lepidoptera; Crambidae. The record is from the annotation of a GenBank genome assembly.
GUUUUUUUGAGAUGGCAAUUAUAGAAAGAUGUCACUCCAUAGAGAAAAGUAAUACACUGGAAAUGUCACUCUCACUAUGUACUAAAACUCUUUGUCGGUAUUUUACUAACAAUUCACGCACAAAACUAAUAAAUAAAUUAAGUAGAAGUAGUUCUACUUUUUUGCGAAAUUCUAUUACGUAUAAAACUGUACUCACAAAGUGGGAAGACCAAGACCUAAAGGUUCCAAAACUUGUAACUUUUCUUACCGCCAGAAAAAGGUUAUGAUUUUUUUGCUUAUGAAAAUAAUCAUAAUGGUUUUGUGCCUUUCAGAGCUUAUGAAGACAUUGUGUACCUUCCUACUUAAUUAAUGGAAUGGUACUAAGUUUAAAUAACUUGUUUUAUUGAAAAAUCCCUCGUAUCUGACAAACUGUAGGCAUGCUUUGUAGCCGUAAAUAUUUGGGUAUUCAUUUUAUGUAGCUUGUAUGUAGCUGUGGCCAUUAAUAUGAUAAGUUAUACCUAAGAUACACAGCUACAACUGUAGGUAAAGAAUAGUUACAUCUCAAAUUACUAUACAAACCUUAAUUUAUCUUUUUUUACUGAGUUGCUAUGGUAUGGCUUUCUAAAUAUUUGGGUAUGGGUGCUUGAAUAAAAUAGGAUGAUGAUAAUCUAGAAAUGUUAAUGUUAUUUAUAAUAUUUUGUAAAUUUGUAUUAAAGUGCCAAAUAAUUUUGUACAUGAAAUCUAUACAAUUGUACUGGUUGAAGUUUAGUUUAUCAUUCAACUUUCCAAUCUACUUGUUACAUAAAUGUCAUGUUAGUCCCACUUAGGGUCCAUUAUUCAAUCAGACUUCGUUUGUGACACAUGCCAGAAUGGCAGCUUUAGGUUCAAUCAAUUUAAAUAAGAUUUUAUAUUUUAUUUGCAAUGUUAACAUUAUAUUAUAUUAUUUUAGUAGUACGCAAGUCAUGGGUGCACUGAGUCCAUUGGAUCCGUCAUCAUUCUCUCGUCCUGAAUUGGCAAUAAUUAAGCAUGCAUCUCUUUCAUUAAAUAUUGAUUUUGAAAGUAAAGUUUUAAAUGGAGAUGCCAUACUUAAUUUUGAUGUUUUAGAAGAUAUAGGAGAAUUGGUACUAGAUAUAAGUAGUCUUAGCAUAGAGUCAGUUGAACUAGAUAAUGGAACUAAACUGAAAUUUGAUAUUGGUGAACCAGUGCCUAAUUUUGGGUCUAAACUGACUAUAAGUCUGCCUAACCAAGCUCUAGUUGGAGAAAAAUUAAAAGUAAAAAUAAAAUAUGCAACUGCACCGACAGCGUCUGCAUUACAGUGGUUGGAACCCAAUCAGACUUCAGGGAAGAAGCACCCCUAUCUUUUCAGCCAGUGUCAACCGAUUCACGCCCGUUCGAUUGUACCAUGCCAAGAUACGCCAGCAGUUAAGUUUACAUACGAUGCAGAGGUGACGGCACCCGAAGAGUUCACAGUGCUGAUGAGCGCCUUACGUGGUGAAGUUAGAAGCAAUAGGACGACUUUUAGGCAACCUGUGCCUAUUCCUUCGUAUUUGUUGGCCAUUGCUGUGGGAGUGCUGGAGCAAAGGUCUUUGGGGCCCAGAUCGUUAGUAUGGUCGGAAAAAGAAGAAAUCGAGCGCAGUGCGUGGGAGUUCGCCGAAACGGAGAAGUAUUUGCAAGCAGCCGAGAAUCUAUGCGGGCCCUACGUAUGGACACAAUACGACUUGCUUGUGUUACCGCCUUCGUUCCCUUAUGGCGGUAUGGAGAACCCGUGUUUAACCUUCGUUACGCCUACUUUACUGGCAGGUGACAGGAGUCAAGCUGACGUAAUAGUGCACGAGAUAAUGCACAGCUGGACCGGUAACCUCGUGACAAACAAGAACUUUGAGCACUUCUGGCUCAACGAGGGUUUCACGGUGUUCCUAGAGAGGAAGGUCGGAGCCUCCCUCAUCAGCGACCCGGUGGAAGCCAAGAAGAGCAGGGACUUCCAUAGCCUGCUCGGCUUACAGGAGCUCAGUGAAGCGGUGAACGAGCAAUUCGAUCCGUCGAAUCCGCUCACGCGAUUGGUGCCCGACUUGAACGGGGUCCAUCCCGACGACGCGUUCUCUAGGGUGCCAUACGAGAAAGGGUCCUUAUUCCUGAGGUACCUGGAAGACCUGGUCGGUGGGUCUGACGUAUUCGACGACUUUCUCCGGUCAUACUUAAACAAAUUCAAGAAGCAGUCACUCGAUACCGACCAGUUUAAGGCAUAUCUGCUUGACUACUUCAAGGACAACAAACAACUAAAGACUGUGGACUGGAACGCUUGGCUUUACACUAGUGGCAUGCCCCCGAUUAUACCUGCAUACGACACAUCAAUGACGAAAUCUAUAACGGCGCUAGUCGAGACCAUAUCGCAGAGUAACGCGACGAUAUCUUCGUUAGAUGUUCGGACAUUAAACGCCCAUCAGCUCAUACGAUUGUUGCAAGAGUUACUGGAGCGACCGGCUCUACCACUGGAGAAACUGCGUUUACUAGGCAAAGAGUACGGGCUCGAAACUAGCACCAAUUCGGAGAUAGUUUACAGAUGGCUUCGAUUGUGCAUCAGAAGCAGAGACGAGGACCGACUGGGCGACGCGUUCGACUUUGUCAAUAGACAAGGCCGUAUGAAGUACGUGCGACCGAUAUACAGAGACCUCUACGCUUGGGAGGACGUCAGAGACCGCGCCAUAGACAACUUCCUCAAGAACGAACAAUACAUGAUGCACGUGUCUGCGUAUACGCUGAGAAAAGACUUGCAUCUCAAAGAUUAAUUAACUACAAAUUGUAGAUGUCAAUUUUACUGUACCAAUGAGUACGACAAAUCUAUUUUUCAUUUUAUUUUAUUAAAAUUAUAUUAUAUGUAUAUAAAACCUGUUUGAUGUAUGUCAGAAAUGAGUUAUGUAUUGAAUUAUAUUAGUAAUGAUUAAAAAAAAUAGUUUCAUUUAUUUGUGUGUGGUUGCC